AUGAUCACAGUCGAAGGAGCAACCCGUGUCGCAGCGUUCUUUGUGAUGGAUGGCCGCCCGUCAUACCAUCCGUUCAUCUUGAAGGGGAGUACCGGACUGGCCGAUAUACAAUCCUUAGCGAUCCCGACCACGCUACCGGGCGGUGUGGGUACGACUCCGUCCUGUGUUCAGAAGGUUCGCCUAGAUGAAUCCGAGCUCGUUGAUCGAGUCAAUACUGGGUUGACCAAGCGAUCCAAUCAGCUUACCCAGACAGACUGGGGGGACGACUCUACGGAUCAUGGGUCAUUUUCGAACCUGGUCAACGAGGCGUUGAAGGAAGACGCGGAGUUCGAGGACUGA
This is a messenger RNA of Penicillium lagena, 339 nucleotides long. RefSeq lists its product as uncharacterized. The record is from RefSeq and is a predicted model, not a curated record. The transcript has 2 exons. The coding region runs from base 1 to 339 and encodes 112 amino acids. NCBI's taxonomy places the organism in Eukaryota, Fungi, Ascomycota, Eurotiomycetes, Eurotiales, Aspergillaceae.